This is a messenger RNA of Triticum dicoccoides, 800 nucleotides long. RefSeq names its product putative cell wall protein. Lineage: Eukaryota; Viridiplantae; Streptophyta; Magnoliopsida; Poales; Poaceae. The record is from RefSeq and is a predicted model, not a curated record. Bases 103 to 438 code for a protein of 111 amino acids. The transcript has a single exon.
GCGAUCACCAUCCACCACACACGAAAGCAACAGCCAGCGAUCGAGACAGCAAGAGAAGCUCACUCAGCUCAGCUACCACCAGUCCCGGUCACAGCAAUCGGCAUGGCCAGCAAGUCGGCGUCCCUGCUGAUCCUCGCGGCGCUGGUGGCCGCGGCGUGCCUCACGGAGCUGGGCUCGGCGGCGCGCGGCGUGCCGGCGGAGAAGCCCGCGGAGGACGAUGUGAAGCGGCCGGACACGUUCCAGGAGGGGACGGUGCUGAUCCCGGGGAUCGGGCGGUACGAGCUGGGCACCCACUACAUCCCCGACAUCGGCGGGCUGGACCACAGCAUCCCGGCCGCCGCCAGUGGACAGUUCAUCCCCGGCGCCGACGACACCUGGGUGCCCAACCCCGGCUUUGAGAUUCCCAACCCCUUCCGCCCCCGCUCCGACUCUCCCUGAUGGGCCGAGCCGGCCGGCCGCCAGCACGUCCACGCCAACGCCCACCGUCCGCCCACACGUUGCACCCGUCCAUCUACUUGGUAGAGCUAGCCUGCUACAAAUCAUUUUCCGCUAGCUUUUUGGUUGCUACAAUAAAAUAGCUGCUGCUACAUGGCCAUGCAUGCAUGUGUCUGCGACUGCGUUCGCGCCGUCGACGUCUCGUGUUUGAUUGAAGUGUACGUGUAGUCGUGUAUGGGAUAUGGACGGAUGCGUAGGAAGCAUCCAUCGCAUGUCUCGCUUGGUUUGUUGUUGCCAGUGUAAUGUGUUUCAGUUCAGUAAGUUUUUUGAAUGAUGAAGAAUUAUGCAUGAUCGAUUAAGCUUGA